This is a messenger RNA of Olea europaea var. sylvestris, 726 nucleotides long. RefSeq lists its product as uncharacterized. The transcript has 3 exons. The record is from RefSeq and is a predicted model, not a curated record. Lineage: Eukaryota; Viridiplantae; Streptophyta; Magnoliopsida; Lamiales; Oleaceae. Bases 1 to 726 code for a protein of 241 amino acids.
AUGCGAUACUUUUUGGGUAUGGAAGUAGCGAAGUCAAGAAAGGGGAUCAGUGUUUUACAGCGCAAAUACAUUCAUGACCUCCUAUCAAAAACAUGUAUGCUUGGAUGUAAACCAAGUGACACACCAAUUGAUGCAGGAAGAAAGCCAGAAAAUAUUGGAAAAUCAGUUGAGAAAGAAAGAUAUCGACGACUAGUGGGAAAAUUAAUCUAUUUGUCUCAUACUAGACCAAAUAUUGCAUUCUCAGUCAGUGUAGUAAGUCAACAUAUGCACUUACCAAAGCAAACACACAUGGAAGCAGUAUAUAAAAUUCUCAGGUAUAUGAAAGGCUCAUCAGGAAAAGGACUAUUCUUCAAGAAAAAUGAGAGGAAAGAAGUAGAAAUAUUUACGGAUGCUAACUGGGCGGGUUCUACGGAAGAUAGGAGAUCAAUAACUGGUUAUUGUAGCUAUAUAUGGGGCAACUUAGUAACUUGGAGAAGCAAGAAACAAAAUGUUGUAGCAAAAAGUAGUGCAAAAGCUAAAUUUAGAGCGAUGGCCCAAGAAAUUUGCGAAGGACUAAAGGGAGGAAAUUCUCAUUGGCAGAAGCGACAGGAGAGAAAGCAGAUUCAACCACCGAGAAGCAAAGGAUUAAGGACCAAAGUAGGUAAUGGUUUGGUAAAAACAUCCGCAAAUCAAUGGCACGAGCGAACAAGAAGAAGUUUCACUAUUCCAGUUGUAAUCUUGUCAUGA